Molecule: messenger RNA, 1730 nt
Organism: Xylaria bambusicola
Lineage: Eukaryota; Fungi; Ascomycota; Sordariomycetes; Xylariales; Xylariaceae
Exons: 6
Source: RefSeq, a predicted model, not a curated record
CUUCCUCCAUGUCCGAUGUCCAAGUGAGACCCCACUCCUCGCAAGUGAUUGUUUAUCCAGCUCACAGGUUGCCUUUUGAUUUGAUUUUCUUUUGCACAACAUCACACAAGGGCUUUUUGUAGAGACUGAACCUUUGCCAGUCCUGAAUCCCGCCUGAUGCCUAGGUAUCACGGACCUUCCACCCAGCACUUUAUACGACUCGAGACAUCUUAGCAUAUUCACACGCGCACGAUAUCAUCCAAUAUGGAAUGGAUCGAAGAGUUGCACCCUGUGGUAGCACCAGACGUCGAGGACUCCCGUAGCAAGCACGGAAACAUCCCCAAGAUCGAGGUGGCCAUUUGGAUUGUUCUCGGCUUGGCCGCCUCUCUUGUGGUGUUGCGUAUCUACUACCAUCUCUUUCGGGGACGUCACCGUCUAUGGUCUGAUGACUACUUUCUCAUGGCCGCACUGUUAUGUCUUAUUGGCAAUGCUGUUACAAUAUGGGAAUGGGUUCCAUACAAGUUUGAGCCGAAUGUGACCACUACCCCCUCAAAGACUUUUGUUUUGACUGGUAGUUUGAUGGGGCUUUUCAACUCCUUGGCUUUGGCUUUCAGCAAGACAUCUUUGGCCAUCACAUUCAUUCGACUCACAACAGGAUGGUGGAAGAGUAGUUUAGGCCUCUCAGUUUUCGUCAUAGACAUUCUUUUUGCCAUCCAGGCAUGGAGUUACUGGGUGCAGGAUUGCGAUGGCCCGACCGAGCCCUUUCGAGUACAAACCACGAGAGACGGAUGUUUAUCCUUUGAGUCCAUCACAUCUCUUCGGCUCACUGUACAAGUGCUUUCCUGUGGCCUGGAUGCGUAUUUCACUAUCUUACCUUGGAAAAUUGUGCAGUCACUUGAGCUCAAACGAUUCGAAAGGAUCGGCUUGGGCAUUGCAAUGAGUUUCGGUUGCGCAUCUCUCAUUUCCGGUCUAGUGAGAAUGGCCGUCUUACUACGCCUUGCCAAUCAAUCAUAUGAGCAUCAACCAUUCUACGCGGUUGGAGGCUACCUCUUCAAUUACUUUGAACCCAGUUUCUCCAUUGUGGCUGCUUGCAUGCCUGUCCUUCGCAAAGUCGUCAUGGACACGACUUUAUGGGAAAAGAUUGCGUCAGCUUUCAACUGGACCGCACGUCGACACAAGAAGAGACCGCCUCCUACUGUCCUACCAAUAAGCGAAUUCUCGGGAGAUUCUGCAUUCGAGGGUAAAGGCACCUCGGAUAGGACCGACACGACACUGGUGAGACCUGAAACGCCUGCGAUGCCUACGCUCGCUGUAAUACCUGUCUUACCUUCGACACUCAGAACUGAGUGCACUCAUACCAGUCCUCAUCACUGGUUGAAUAUCGCCAAACAAUUGUCUAAUAUGCGUCGCAUGACGUAGAUAUACAAGAACUGACUGAGAGUCGACCGAUUUGAGCAUGUAAAGAUUGGCGAUGCAGCUGUUUGAAAGUACUGUCACCUACUGUGUAACAUACAAGAUGUAUAAACAUCGCUCAAAUUUGACCUGGUCCCAUGCCUAAAUGAAUACAUGAAUUUGAACUAGCAUGUUCAUUUCUCAUCUCAUUUCAAUUGGCGCUAAUGAAACCUCACCAUAUAUAUGUUCGCAAAGGCAUAAGGUUUUGUUGUUUGGAAUCAGCCUUGAGAUAGGGGUCACGCAUAGUCCCUCUAGCUACGGAAAUGCUCAUAUGCCAAUGCAGAGUCUAAAUUCGGUAC